This is a messenger RNA of Rhagoletis pomonella (apple maggot), 783 nucleotides long. RefSeq names its product lactoylglutathione lyase (gene Glo1). The transcript has 5 exons. The coding region runs from base 11 to 706 and encodes 231 amino acids. Gene Ontology annotation, molecular function: lactoylglutathione lyase activity; metal ion binding. The record is from RefSeq and is a predicted model, not a curated record. Lineage: Eukaryota; Metazoa; Arthropoda; Insecta; Diptera; Tephritidae.
CACAUUGAAAAUGAGUGUCAAAUUUUUGCUGUCAAAUUCCAUUCGGCAAUUGUGUGGAAUUAUUCCGUUCCAUUGUGUUCGUUGCGCCAUUGCCGGCCGCUUAUUAAAUCCAGCAAUUAAUCCAUUGCCAACUACAAUCAAUUCCAGAACAUUUGUAACAACACAGCCAGUAAAAAUGGCCGAAGCAACUGGUUUGAGCAACGAGGAGGCGGCGGAAUUAUGCAAGCCCGCAGAUGCUGCUACUAAGGACUUCCUCUUCCAACAAACAAUGUAUCGCAUCAAAGAUCCUCGAAAAUCGCUACCUUUCUACACCGGUGUGCUGGGUAUGUCAUUACUGGUGAAGUUGGAUUUUCCUGAAGCCAAAUUUUCGCUUUAUUUUAUGGGCUACGAAAAUCCCGAAGAUGUCCCAAAAGACCAAUCAGAGCGUAAACGUUGGGCCUUGACCCGCAAAGCAACCAUUGAAUUGACACACAACUGGGGCACUGAGAACGAUGAAAAUCAGUCAUAUCACAAUGGUAAUUCGGAUCCCCGCGGCUUUGGUCAUAUUGGUAUAUUGGUGCCUGAUGUGUAUGCGGCUUGUAAGCGUUUUGAGGAACAUGGCGUGGAAUUCGUUAAAAAGCCCGACGAUGGACGUAUGAAGGGCUUGGCUUUCAUCAAAGAUCCUGACGGUUAUUGGAUUGAGAUUUUUAAAGCGAGCACUGUGUAAAAUUAAUUUAUUACUUGGUCGAAAAUUACGUUCUAAAGUUUGUAUUUUUACAAUGCUUGUAAAGCUUUUCCAUUGAA